CAAGCUUUUUCUUUAGCGACCAACACAAACUGCUUGCACUCAUGAGCCAUCAGAAUGGGUUGAUAUAUUCUCCCAAACUGCGAGCUGAUGUGUCAGGUGAUCCUGCCAUGAUGGACAGACCUGGUGGACCUUCAAAUAUGGCCACCGUUCCUCGACUUGGAGAUACGGCUCAUCAUUGAGCUACAAUUCAACAAAAUGGUUAGCUUGAAAGAUAUUAAGAAGUCAAACGCCUCCCUACAGGACCUUCCGCCCGGUCUUGUCGCAGUCUUUGUUGGAGCUACUUCUGGCAUUGGUCUUGGAACCCUAGAAGCACUAGCCAAGAAUGCCAAUGGCCCAAGGGCAUACAUCAUCACUAGGUCAAAAGCCAAUGCGACGCCUAUCAUUGAUAAUCUCAAACUUUUGAAUCCAAUGGCAACAUUCAUGCCCAUCGAAGGGCAAUUCUCAUUCAUCAAAGACGUUGAUUCAAUGAGUGAGGAGAUCAAGAGAUUUGAGACCCAUAUCGACAUUCUAUGCAUCAGUCCAGGGUAUCUGGGACUUGGUGGACGACAUGAUACACCAGAAGGAAUGGACACAGACUCUGCACUCCAGUUCUAUUCCAGACAGCGUUUGAUAAUGAAUCUUCUGCCUCUGCUUGAGCGAAGCUCUUCUCCCCGUGUGAUUUCCGUCUUUGCCCCAGGAUUCGAAGGCCCCAUCGACAAAGACGAUCUUGAGUGUCGCAAACACUUCGACAACAUCAAAGCUUGUCGUGCUGCUUCCACGAUGACCGAUCUCAUGUUCGAGGAACUCGCAAAGGAGCGUCCGACAGUCAGUUUCAUUCAUUCUUACCCCGGCCAAGUCGGAGGUCGUCUUAUGGAUCAUGCUCUUGCUUCAGCUUCUGGACUUCUUUGGCUUCCAGCGCAGAUCUCGAGAUAUACUGUUUUGCCAGUCUACACUCAUCUCAUGUGUAUCACUCCAGAGGAAGCUGGGCAACGAACACUCUUUCUAGGUACAAGCACCAGGUUCCCGCCUACUACGGAUCAUGGUAUCACAGGAAAGGUCGAUGGGUUUGUGGAGCGCCCGAACGGCGUCGGGGUUGCAAGAUCAACUGUGAUGAAAGACGGACAGGGUAACGGCGUCUACAGAGUCAACUGGAAUGCUGAGAUUGUGAAGGAUAGUAAACUAAUCGAUCAAUAUCGUGAGGAGGGCUAUGGUAAGAUGGUGUAUGACCAUACCACGAACGUGUUUGAGAGGUCUUUGUCGGGAAAUGCUAAUUGAUCUCCGGGAUACCUUGCAACACCAAAUUGUCUUCUGAGCCGCUCAGUGAUUCCGCUUCCUUGGAUUUUGAACUGGAGCUUGAUGAAAUUCGACUCGGGUGUUAAUGUUAUUCCUUAACUGUCUCCCG
Messenger RNA from Mollisia scopiformis, 1381 nucleotides. RefSeq lists its product as uncharacterized. The coding region runs from base 196 to 1254 and encodes 352 amino acids. Gene Ontology annotation, biological process: secondary metabolic process. The record is from RefSeq and is a predicted model, not a curated record. Lineage: Eukaryota; Fungi; Ascomycota; Leotiomycetes; Helotiales; Mollisiaceae. The transcript has 3 exons.